AGGAUAAAGAGCUCCACUAUUGGUCUCUCAGUCUCUCGCCAGUUGCAGAAUGGAGACAACAGUCAUAACCUCAGCUCUGCUUCUAGUUCUUCUCUUCAGCCUCUGCAGGACCUGUCAGAGUCAGAGGGAAGAGGAGGACCUGCACACAGAGGCGGUGACCCCUUCUCCCGCAUCCUGCUUCUGUGAGCUGAAGAACCUGGGCCAAGCCUUCCCCUGGCAGACACUGGAGGACAUGCAGAGUGCCUCCAGCAACUGUACUCACGCCAUCACCAAAGAACAGCUGACCGAAGUGGAGACCCUGCUGGACAGCCUGCACUACCGGCUGCUGGACCUGGAGAAGGACGUGAAGGACCUGGAGGAGGCGAACGAUGAGGGGAUGUACGGCAUCAUCUCCCUGAGGAUCAUUGAGAUCGAGCUGAACGAGAUCAGUGACCUCCUCGCCAGGCUCAACAGCACCACCCGGAACCAUCAGGCCCUCACUGCCAGAGUGGCUCCACAGCUGGAGAUCCUGAUGACUGAGAUGGAGAAGCUGGUUGACUUUGAUAGGAUGCAGGUCGUGAAGAAGGAGCAGGAGAACAAAAGGGUGAAGAGAGAUCUGGCAUCUUGCAAGACAGAGCUGCAGGCAACACCUGCUCCACACAGCACCUCUGCACCAGGAAACUGUCCUUUUGGCCAACUUCGGAACGUAAGUGGUCCCAGCAGCUAUAUUGUCACCCAAUAUGGCACCUCCUAUACUUAUGGCGCCUGGGGAAAAGACCCCAAACCAGCCCCUGGCAAGGAAGACUGGUACUGGCUGGUGGUGCUGACCAGCAGUAAUGCCUACGGCAACUACAUUCGCACUUACAGCAGCCACCUCACCCUGAUAGCCGCGCAGAGUGUUAGCGAUGUCACAGUCACAUCUUCCAAUCCCACGACCAACUCCAUGAUGGGCCCCGGAUCUGUCAUGUAUGACAACGCCUUUUACUACAACUGCUACAAUUCACCUAGUGUGUGUCGCUUUGACAUGACAACCAAAGCCAUCACCUCCAUGAGCCUCCCAGGGGCAGGCUAUAACAACAAGUUUCCCUACUGCCAUCUCACCUCCUGCUACAGCUUCACAGAUAUUGACCUGUCUACUGAUGAGUCGGGGCUCUGGGUGGUCUAUGCCUCGGAGGCCAAUUUUGGCAAUGUCGUCCUUAGCCGACUUAAUGCCAGCAGCAAUCCUGUCGCUCUCCAAACGUGGCACACCUCUCUGUUCAAGAAAGCCAUCUCAAACACCUUUGUCACCUGUGGGGUGCUGUAUGCCACUCGCUACGUUGACAAGGAAUACGAAGAGAUCUUUUAUGCCUUUGACACCAUCACAGGCAUCGAGCGAGGCAACCUCAGCAUUCGCUUCAAGAAAGUGUCACCCAUUAUCCAGCACCUCAACUACAACCCAAGGGAUCAGCUCCUCUAUGUCUAUAAUGAUGCCUACAUCAUCACGUACCAGGUGGUGUUUGGGUAGUCUGAUCUUGAAGCAGCCUGUUUCAGCCUGCAAGCCCAGCUCAAGCACAGACUGAUCACGAAUAGAACAACAUUUACAAGGAAUCCUCUACAAACAGAAACACCAAUGGAAAUGUAUGUGCAAGAAGAGACUCCAAUUGUUCUAUUUUACUCAUUUGCUUGCUUGUUUUUUGCAUUUUAAUUAUUUUUUUCAUAAAUGUUAAACAAAAAAAGAGUGGGGGAUAGAUCAGAUGAUUCUGUUUAUCAAAAAGUAGAGAAUACCCCAUAAUAAUGAGCUAUCUCCAGUGGCUAUUAUAGUCCCAAUAACUUACCACAUCCAUUCUUACUUACAGCAGAUGGUGACACAGCACUGUCUGAGAUAUUAGUCAUGGUUUAGUCCUUACUUGCACUUCCUAACUGGCUGCAUGUUAGUCCAUCUGAGCUGACACAUUUGAUAGGUCUGUUGUUAAUGUUGAAAGUACACAAGAGGCAUGUUCACCAAGAAUGAUGCAUUUUAUGAGAUCACUUACAGUACAUAGCCCUUUUUUCCCAUAACAUAGCACAUUCUACUUAGAGUCUGAUUUAAUAGAGAAGUGUAUAAUAUAGAGUAUAAAACCUGGAUCACUAUAACCCUGUAUUGGACUAAGCAGUUAGAUGUAUAUAUGGCAGUAUAUUAACAUUAAAUAAUAUAUAACAAAAUAUAUGUGAAAGCACUUUUAGUGAAACAUCAGGUUAAAAAUAAUUAAAGUAACAAUUGAAAGUAAAUAUGUGGUUUGAGAAUAAGACCAAUAAAAAUGCAGUAUUGAACUGGAAUACAUUAUUUUAUUGUACCUAAAAUCUUUUUUGUAGAAAUCUUUACUUAUGAAAUGCAUACGGACUUUUAGCAUUCCAAACGCAUUACUUAAUCACUGCACCAUUUUGUAAUGAAUAAAAUUAUUUUUAAAAAAUGAUGAAAUUGCUUCUGACAAGCGAAUGGAACUAUUUGCCAAUCAGUCAUUGUGACAUGUGAAUGAAGAAGAAUUAAUGUAUGCCAAGCCAGGGUUGCACACUGGGCUGAGACUCUGACCGGUGGGGCUGUCUCUGCUGUCUACAGCAGGGCCUCUGUGGCUUUGGGGAAAAUUGGCCCUGACAUACAGUAAGUGUGUUGGUUUGUGUCUUUGUGGCGCCCAGUGAUGGACUGGUGUCCCGUUCAGGGUGUACAGUAUCUUGCCUCGCACCCUUUCCCUGUCGGACAGUCUCCUGCUCCCCUGUGACACUGUAUUGAAUAAACAUGGUUAGAAAACAGAUGAAUGAAAAAUA
Lepisosteus oculatus (spotted gar) is the source of this 2760-nucleotide messenger RNA. Its product is annotated as olfactomedin-4-like. The record is from RefSeq and is a predicted model, not a curated record. Gene Ontology annotation, biological process: signal transduction. NCBI's taxonomy places the organism in Eukaryota, Metazoa, Chordata, Actinopteri, Semionotiformes, Lepisosteidae.